Molecule: messenger RNA, 3770 nt
Organism: Aureobasidium pullulans EXF-150
Lineage: Eukaryota; Fungi; Ascomycota; Dothideomycetes; Dothideales; Saccotheciaceae
Product: WD40 repeat-like protein
Exons: 3
Coding region: 67-3351 (1094 amino acids)
Biological process (GO): tRNA methylation
Cellular component (GO): cytoplasm
Molecular function (GO): protein binding
Source: RefSeq, a predicted model, not a curated record
AUUGAUAUUUACCUUUCCAUUCUGCGGUUGAUUCCCUGCUCGGCUCUGCGUUAGGGCUCUUUGCAGAUGAUCAAACAUGAAUUACAUCGGGUCCCGGUGACAGCACUGGCCUUCAGUAAGGAUUAUCUGUUUGCAGGAGAAGGCCCUGUCCUGAGAAUCCACCAGCGUCAUGACAACAAUCUGCUCGAGACAGUCAAAAUCUUCGCUUCUCAAGCCAUUCAUGGGAUAGCUAUCUAUUAUGAUGGCAUUGUUGUCUGGGGUGGUCGUUUGGUGGCACUCUAUACCUUCACCUCGGAUGGCACUUCCACACUCGAAUUCGUCUCCUCUCUGGAAGCAACGGACUGGAUCCUUGACAUUGCCAUCUCUCCAGAGCUAUCUGGGAAUAAAAGGAAAGCUGCUUUGAUCACUGCUCACAACGCACUUCUUCUGCUCGAUUUGGGCGAUUCAAACACUGGUUUGCAGGAAUUGACAUCGAAUUCCAAGUGCAUUCUCUACUCGGCCCAUGUACACUGGACUGACGACGAGCACAUUCUUAUUGCCUCGGGAACAGUCUUUGGCGACAUUAUUCUGUGGUCUUGCUUCUUACAAACGCACGGUGCACCUUCUUCAGUACUCCAUCAUGUGUUGAUCGGUCAUGAAGGGUCUAUCUUCGGGGUCCAAAUCUUCGAAGUUCCGACUGACCAAGUUCACGAAGGUCGUGAGGGUCCAUCACGUUUACUCGCUAGCUGUAGCGACGAUCGUACGGUUCGGGUCUGGGAUAUUUCAUACCUGCCGGAGACUGCUACAGAUCCACAAGCCGCUGCAGAUCUGACAUCGGCUCGAGAGACUGGUUUUGGUGCUAACGUUGCAGAUGUGUUACCAGGAAACGCAUCUGGAGGAAAAUGCAUCGCCAAAGCUUGGGGUCACGCCUCCAGGAUAUGGGGCGUGAAGUUCAUUCCGUCUCCAACUUCUAGCACGAUUUCCUAUGUCGUUUCCUUUGGCGAAGACACCACCCAUCAAUUCUGGAGUCUGAAGGAGACAGCGCCUGAUGAGUUCUCAUUAACACACCAUGGAGGUUCUUGCCUACAUUCUGGCAAGAACAUCUGGUCCUGGGCAAUCCACCAGAUAUCUCCAGAACACGUUGUCGUUGCCAGUGGUGGCGCUGACGGUAGUGUUGCGAUUGAACCGAAGUCUGUGCCUUUUACGAACCAAUUCGAUCAUACUCAGAGCUGGUCUAUCCAGGACCUUGGGUCGCUAUGUCCCGAGCAGUCAACAUCUGGACGACCAGAUAUGCUGCGAAGCUAUGCUUUCCUCGGCAAGACAGACCUAUUGGUCACUACCAAUGCAGGCAAUAUAUUGUUGUUAACUCAGGAUGAGCAGCGCCAGCCUGUAACAGAAUGGAUUUGCAACGAGCCAAAGCUUCGCGGAUACUCCGUCGUCACCAGCAUACCAACCCUAUCAAUUGCUUUCUUGGCCGGAAUGGAUGGCUCGGUCAUGCUGUAUGAUGGUAGCGAGAUUAAGCAGUUGGUGAAGUCAACCAGGAAAACGGCAGCUUUGUUCGCUCAAGACUUGACGUCCCUGAACACCGCUCAUCACCAAGUUGGUCUCUUAAUUGCCAACGUCGAGGCCAAAACGGCUCUCUUCUCACGCUUCGAUCUGAGCGGUUCCGAAGAUAGUCCUCGAACGACUGAAAACCUUUUGACUUGGCGACUGACAUUGCCCAAAGGUUUCGUCACUACUAGCUUCCUUACUAUCAAUCUCGAUUCAGAAGGCAGCAUGAUGCUUGUUGUUGGCUCCCGAAGUGGCUCAAUAUCCAUCUUUCUCAUCAAAGAAGGUGGGAUAAUUGAAGAUGAUAUAACACACCACUGUCUGCUCGACCGAGCCCAUGGCACCGACUCUGUUACUGACCUCGCUUGGUUCGCUGAACCGGGUUCAACCUCUAAUGGCGGUCACAUCUUCUCAGUUGGCAAAGAUGGAACUUAUGCUAUACACCGGCUAUCAAGGUCAGACUCGAGUAUCGGUCUCCGACUUAUCAGCCAGACUACUCUGCCACUAGGCACAAACAUUGAAGGAUUAUACAUCGAUGGGAUUACUGGUCACCUCUUGGUUUGGGGCUUCCACAGUCGGCGGUUUAUCGUGUUUGAUGCGACUGACGAGACCGAGAUCAUGAGCAUCGAUUGUGGAGGAGCGAACAGGAUCUGGAAAUUUGAACCCGAGAGCGGGCUACAAGGCGGCCACUUCGUUUGGACCCAGGCCUCUCAGCUUUGCCUCUUUUCGCAGAUUCAGCAGCCCACCAAGGUAUUGAACAAAGGCAAUCACGGCCGCGAAAUCAAGUCGGUGGCUGUUGCUCCUAAGAACCCCAUAAAUGUCGGCAUACUGUUCGCAACCGGUUCGGAGGACACGGAUAUCAAGCUUUUCACUUACCAGAAUGAGGGUAAAGUGCCCCACUUCCACUGUUUGAAAACACUGCGAAAACACAACACUGGUAUUCGGCAGCUGGAGUGGUCAUCUGAUGGGCACUACCUCUUCAGUAGUGGUGGGUUCGAGGAAUUCUUCGUUUGGAGAGUGGAGACGGCACCUCUAGUCGAGCUUGGUGUAGUCUGCGAGUCGGUAUAUCCUACCGAGAGCGACUUGCCUGAUCUCAGAAUCAUGAGCUUCUCCUGCGUAGAAGAAGGUGACAACUUUAUCAUCACCAUGGUUCGCUCGGACUCUACUUUGCGAAUGUAUCGAUACAGCCCUGGUCAAGAGAAUCAUUGGAGUAUCUUGAUGGUUGGCAACUACUUGACGUCUUGUCUCACACAAUGUCUGCACAUACAGCGUGACAAUGGGGCACAAUCGCUUAUCACAGCUGGUACUGAUGGGCAUGUUGCUUUCUUUUCCUUGGAGGCCGACUCGACUUUCGCUACUCCCGAACCAAGCGCUUUGAGGUGGUCGUCUCGCUCCAUAAUCCACCAGAACACAAUUCAUUCGAUGAGAUUGCAUUGGUUUGACAACAGGACAUGUCUGUUACUCACAGGAGGUGAUGACAACGCCGUCGCAUUCAGCAUCUGUGCCUGGCAUCCGGCUCAAUGUACGCCACAAGUCAGCACAGUGAUUAUCCCGCGUGCGCAUGCGGCUGCUGUAACUGGCGUCGAGAUUCUAGCCUCUUCCACCGCCAAUCUACUUACCGUUGCUACAACCAGUAUCGACCAGCGUCUCAAACUCUGGGAGGUGCAGUAUGACUCUUCACUGCCAGUGGUAGACGGCCUCUCCAUCAAGCGGAGAGGCACUUAUUCUACGGCUGUCGCAGAUGUUUCCGAUCUCGCGGCUCUAGACUCGUCUUCGCUCAUUGUCUGCGGAGUAGGCAUGGACGUAUGGAUUCACAGCGGUUGAGAAAGGGUGCAUAGCAUUCAUUGACAGGGAUCGGCAGUUGAGGAUGCGUGGCCUACCGCUUUCAUCUCAAACCAACUUGGUUACGGACGAAGAGGAGACGAUCAGGAAUACAACGUGCAAGGCGACCUGCAUGAGGAGGCUCCUGGUUGGCUGGGAUGCGGGGUCCCCGGUUUUAGCCCCACAGGACGUGGGGCCAGAGUGUCUAUCAACUGCAUCACCUCCGCAUACUCAUACCUAGCGAUAACGAGAAUCCUUAGAGGAAGAAAGCUUAGUGCGAGAUGGAGUGGAUAUAUGUAGACGAUUUUGCCGGUGCUUUAUUCCGCCCAUUUUGGCGUUUCCAGUAGUAUUUUCUCAACUCCAAGCUCGAACACAAUGGAAGGAUCUUCGCAGCAUCCACACCAACGGCAUAUCAUUCACAG